AUGAAUUUAUUGAACAUCGUUAAACAUCUUUUCCAUUUGGCUCAAACUGAAUAUGGAUUUGAAAAUUCUACAACAACUAUCGAUGAAAUUUUUACUGCAGAACGAUUAUUCGAAGUUUUGAAGUCAUUUAAAAAUAGUUACUUCAAUGAGCUAUAUACUUAUGACACUCUCGAAUUUGAAGAUGAAUAUGAUGAAAUCACUGAUGAAGAAGAAAGCGAUGAUAAAAUAAUUGAUGAAGAAGAGAGCGACAAUGAAAUUGAUGAGAAUGAUCAAUUUUAUUUAAAAAAUCAUUUUACAUUAGAAGAAAUGGAAAAUAUAAUCGAAUGGGUUGACUAA
Molecule: messenger RNA, 336 nt
Organism: Rotaria sp. Silwood1
Lineage: Eukaryota; Metazoa; Rotifera; Eurotatoria; Philodinida; Philodinidae
Source: the annotation of a GenBank genome assembly